CUCACCGACCAAGCACAUCAUACACAGCUACCCUCUUUAAGUCCACCUAACAAAGUUUGGAAGUCCCAUUUAAUGCCCUGCUGAAACCUGCGUCGCUAAGUGUGGAUAACGAUAAUUUGAAAAGACUCGUGAAGAAUCAGAAAAAGAAUGGAAGUUUGAAAAGAGAGGCAUUUUGAUUUGAAGGGCAUCCAGAGUAGGGAAUAAAAAUUAAAGACAAAAUAGUUAAAAACAAAAAGUAAAAAAAGUCAUGAGCACGGCUGCCGGAGCUGGAAUCUAGCUUCUGUGGAGGCAAAUAACAAAUGCAGCGGCAGGGUUGAAAAACCAAAUGGACUUGGAAGUUGAGAGAAUGGGAUGAAAUCAAGUGACUGAAAGAUGGGUGACAAUAGAGAGGCUUUACUAGGGGCGGAAAACAAGUAUUUUGAGAAUUGCCCAGGAUGUAAAGUGGAGCUGCUUAAGGAGACCAACCCCGGUAUUCCUUUCAAGCAUUUACUCUAUGUCUGGGUCGUUGUUCUUGCUGCCGCUUUGCCAAUCUCCUCUCUUUUUCCUUUCCUUUAUUUCAUGAUAAGGGACUUCAAUAUUGCAAAAAAGGAGGAAGAUAUUGGCUACUAUGCUGGUUAUGUAGGAUCUGCCUUUAUGUUUGGAAGAGCUUUGACUUCUGUUUUUUGGGGAAUGAUUGCUGAUCGAUAUGGUCGAAAGCCUGUAAUUAUGUUUGGCACGUUUUCAGUGGUUAUUUUCAACACUCUCUUCGGCCUUAGUACAAAUUUUUGGGUUGCAGUUUCUACACGCUUUCUUCUUGGAAGUUUGUGUGGCAUUCUUGGCCCCAUGAGGGCAUAUGCUUCCGAAGUUUGCCGUAAGGAGUAUCAAGCGUUGGGAAUGUCCAUUAUUAGCACAUCAUGGGGCAUUGGCUUAGUCAUUGGUCCAGCUCUUGGAGGUUUUCUUGCGCAGCCUGCGGAGAAGUUCCCAUAUAUAUUUGCCAAUGAAUCCCUUUUUGGGAGGUUCCCAUACUUCUUACCAUGCAUUUUGAUAUCACUUUUCGCAUUUGGUGUCUUUCUGAUUUCCUGUUCACUUCCAGAGACAUUGCACAUCCAUGAGAGAAAUGAUAAAGAAUGUGAUAAAUUAAACGAUGCAUUAGUGACCUCCACAGGUGAGCCUAAUGCAAAUGAAAAAGUACGAAUUGUAGGAAGACAUCCGACCUCUCAGCAGAACCUUUGGAAGAACUGGCCCUUAAUGUCAUCUAUUAUAGUAUAUUGUGUUUUCCAACUCCACGAUAUGGCCUAUGCUGAGAUUUUCUCACUUUGGGCAGUCAGUCCUAGGAAGAAUGGAGGAUUGAGCUAUUCCACUGCAGAUGUUGGUGAAGUUCUUGCAAUUUCAGGCUGUGGACUGCUGCUCUUCCAGCUGUUUUUAUACCCACUCAUAGAGAAGACUUUAGGCCCAGUAAUGAUAUCUCGCUUAGGAGCGGUCUUGACCAUACCAUUGCUGUUCACUUACCCAUUUAUAGCUAUGCUAAAAGGCUUGAGCCUCAUGUUCUUGAUUUCCUCUGCAUCUGUGCUAAAGAAUGUGCUCUCUGUAUCAAUCACUACAGGCUUGUUCCUUCUGCAAAACAGAGCUGUGACUCAAAAGCAAAGAGGAGCUGCAAAUGGAAUUUCUAUGUCUGCUAUGUCCAUAUUCAAAGCUGUUGGUCCAGCUGCUGGUGGUUCACUCUUUUCUUGGGCACAGAAUCGACAGAAUGCUUUCUUUCUUCCAGGUGAUCAAAUGGUUUUCUUCGCCUUAAACAUGAUUGAAGUGAUUGGACUGCUCAUGACCUUUAAGCCUUUCCUAAUACCACCUGACGACACUGUUUUGUAGUAGUUUUAUUUUGUUUUGACUUCCAUAAAAUUAUCUUCGUCAGUAGCCAGCUCCUCUUUGAAUGCAACAAUAUAAACAAAUAGACUUGUGCUUGGCUAUGGAAGGCGUUGCUUUGGACUUCUAACAGCAUUUGCUUUCUCAUGGUCGAGUGUCACCCAUGGAAAACUAUUUGGUGUGUUAUUUAUUUAUUUAUUUUCUUCUAGUGGUUAGUUGAAAUGUCUUAUAGUGGAUAGAGCAUUUUCCUUUUUUGUGGAUAUGUAGUGAAGUCCUUUGCUUGAUGCAUGGAUAGUCUCAAAUGAUGCCAUGCGUGCAAAUAUUUAUUAACAACUCAAAUUUCGAAAUUAAAUUAUAAAUAUUUUCUAUCA
Molecule: messenger RNA, 2210 nt
Organism: Theobroma cacao (cacao)
Lineage: Eukaryota; Viridiplantae; Streptophyta; Magnoliopsida; Malvales; Malvaceae
Product: protein ZINC INDUCED FACILITATOR-LIKE 1-like
Biological process (GO): transmembrane transport
Molecular function (GO): transmembrane transporter activity
Source: RefSeq, a predicted model, not a curated record